CAGGAAGGUGAAUUAUUGCUGUAGUUGGCCCAGUUUUAGUCUUUCAGUGAACCUGGUAGGUUCUGGCAUAUGGGAGGUCACUGCCUAUAUGGUCCCAUAACUUGGGGAAAGAAAUCAAUUGAUGAGGAGACAAGGGAAGGUUGGGAGGUUCCUUGGGGUGCUUGGGGCUUUCAGUAAGGAGUGUUCCAGAAGGCAAUGAGGCCACAUGGGUGUCUGGGCAGCCAAGGGGAGGUCACACUGCAGGGAUGAGCAACCCCUGACGUCUUGGCAGCUGAGCGAUCCUCUGACAGGCUGGAGGAAGCUCUGUGGUUGCAAUUAUGCAAUUCCACUUGAUGAGGUUUUUCUCUGCAGAGUUUUUUGCUGCUCGCGACUGUCCGAAAGUGUGCAAGGUGGAGCCUUGGGAUCAACUUGUAGGAGAGCUUCUCUGGGUUUGGGGAAUCCUGACUGAUUUCAGCAGUACAGCGCGGGGUGGCAGCUGCUGGGAGAUGGAUCCCUUACCAGGUUCAUCCUUUUUUAAGGCAAUUUGAUAUGCUGGACGCUUUCACCCUCUUGCUUUGAACGCUUCCGCAUCGGCAGGAGGUAGGUGAGGAGAUCAGCUGUCUCCUGCAGAGUCACUCGGGGUGCUCCGCUCAACUGGGGUUUUUUGCAGCUCUUUGUGCCGGGUGUUUAAUUUUUUAAGGGAGCCGCUACUCUCUCUCUAUCUACAGGAAACAGAAUUAAAAAAAAAAAAAGAGGAAGGAUUUGGCGAGAAGCCAAGCCUAGUGACUGAAGUAAGAAGCAGGGAAGUUGGAGUAAGUGUAGUAGUUACCGGGACGUUGUAUGGCAGAGCAGGGCCACGCCGGAUCGAUCGUUCGGGGUGGGAGAGGAGCACACGAUGCCCGCGUGGCUCUGCUUCCUUGGAUGAAUGCCACCGCUGAAGCUGCUGAUCCUGGGAGGGGAUCGAGCUGCGAGUAAACGAGACCAGAGGAGUGCUAUGGAGGGCAGCAGCUCUGUUGCUGUGACUUUUAGGAACCUUCCAGGAAAUUCCAUGGAGUUGGACUAAAAUAAAGUUUUGGGAUGUCUCUGUUCGGAUUAAAAUUUGGAAAGAAGAAACUGAAAGAGGAAGAGAGACACCUUCAAGCAAACAACCGAAAUUUUAACCUACAGUUUGAAUAUGCUAGUAAUUCAAUUAAAACAUCGAAAUACAACUUCUUCACUUUCCUGCCUCUCAACCUGUUUGAACAGUUUCAGCGAAUAGCCAAUGCCUACUUUCUUUUCUUGCUGAUUUUGCAGUUAAUUCCUCAGAUUUCUUCACUGCCAUGGUUCACAACAGUGGUGCCCCUGGUGCUGGUGUUGGCUGUAUCGGGAGUCAAGGAUGCCAUCGAUGAUUUUAAUCGACAUAAAAGCGACAAUCAUGUCAACAACCGUCCAGUCCAGGUCCUGAUCAAUGGCAUGUUGAAGGAUGAAAAAUGGAUGAAUAUCCAAGUGGGGGAUAUAAUAAAACUAGAAAACAACAACUUUGUGACGGCCGAUCUGCUGUUGCUGUCGAGCAGUGAACCACACAGCCUGGUGUACAUCGAGACGGCGGAACUGGAUGGUGAAACGAACCUCAAAGUGAAACAGGCACUGACAGUCACUGCUGAGCUUGGAGAAGAUCUUCAGAAACUGACAGACUUCAAUGGUGAAGUCAAAUGUGAGGCACCUAACAACAAGCUGGAUAAUUUCACAGGAACUCUUGCUCUUCGAGGAGAGAAGUAUGCCUUGGAUAAUGAGAAGAUGUUGCUGAGGGGCUGUACUAUUAGGAACACGGAGUGGUGUUUUGGUCUUGUUAUUUAUGCUGGGCCAGACACCAAACUGAUGCAGAACAGUGGAAGAACAACUUUCAAAAGGACGAGCAUCGACCGGCUCAUGAAUGUCCUUGUGCUGAUGAUCUUUGCAUUUUUAGCACUGAUGUGCCUUAUCCUAGCCAUUGGCAAUGGUAUCUGGGAAUCUGAUAAGGGCUACAACUUCCAGGUCUAUCUGCCCUGGGCAGAAGAUGUCACCUCUGCUCCCCUCUCUGCCUUCCUCAUGUUCUGGUCAUAUGUAAUCAUCCUAAACACAGUGGUGCCAAUUUCACUCUACGUCAGCGUAGAGAUUAUACGCUUGGGUAACAGUUUCUACAUCGACUGGGACCGUAAGAUGUAUUACCCACUGAAUGACACGCCAGCUCAGGCCCGCACCACUACGCUCAAUGAAGAGCUGGGGCAGAUCAAGUACAUCUUCUCAGACAAAACAGGAACUCUCACUCAGAACAUCAUGUCUUUCAACAAGUGCUCCAUCAAUGGCAAAUCAUAUGGUGAUGUGUAUGAUCAGUCUGGUCAGCGGAUAGAAAUAAACGAGAACACAGAGAAGGUUGACUUCUCCUACAACCAAUUGGCUGACCCAAAGUUUGCCUUCUAUGACCACAGCCUGGUUGAAGCUGUGAAGCUGAAUGAUGUCCCGACACACAGGUUCUUCCGGCUGCUCUCCCUUUGUCACACUGUCAUGCCUGAAGAGAAGAAGGAAGGUAACUUGGUGUACCAGGCCCAAUCUCCCGAUGAGGGAGCCCUCGUCACUGCUGCCAGAAACUUUGGAUUUGUGUUCCGGGCUCGCACACCAGAGACCAUCACGGUUGUGGAAAUGGGAGAAACAAAAAUCUACAAACUUUUGGCUAUUCUUGAUUUCAAUAAUGUCCGCAAACGAAUGUCUGUUAUUGUGCGCAGUCCAGAAGGUGACUUGACUUUGUACUGCAAGGGGGCUGACACCAUUCUUUAUGAACUGCUUCAUUCAUCCUGUGAGUCUCUCAAGGAGGAGACCACAGAACACCUGAAUGAGUUUGCUGGGGAAGGUUUGAGGACACUGGUCGUGGCUUAUAAGAACUUGGAUGAAGAAUACUUUCAGGACUGGAUCAAGCGUCACCACGAAGCAAGCACCGCCUUGGAAGGACGGGAAGACAAACUGUCAGAGAUAUAUGAAGAGAUCGAAAAAGAUCUAAUGCUGCUAGGUGCCACAGCAAUUGAGGACAAGCUGCAAGAUGGGGUCCCACAGACCAUUGAGACUCUUGCCAAAGCCAGCAUUAAGAUAUGGGUUCUUACUGGAGACAAGCAAGAGACGGCAAUGAAUAUCGGUUACUCCUGCAACUUGCUGUAUGAUGACAUGGCGGAUGUCUUUGUUAUUGAAGGCAGCACUUCUGAGGAUGUACUUAAUGAGCUCAGGAACGCAAGGAAGAAGAUGAAGCCAGACUCCUUUCUGGACAGUGAUGAAAUCAACAUUCAGAUUGAAAAAUCUUCCAAAAAUCCAAAGCUUCUACCUGAUGAACAAGCAAAUGGGGUGUAUGGUCUGGUUAUCAAUGGCCACAGCUUGGCCUAUGCGCUGGAAGGGAAUCUGGAACUGGAGCUGGUGCGAACGGCGUGCAUGUGCAAAGUGGUGAUCUGCUGCCGGGUGACUCCGCUGCAGAAGGCCCAGGUGGUGGAGCUGGUGAAGAAGUACAAGAAAGCUGUGACCCUGGCCAUUGGAGAUGGUGCCAAUGAUGUCAGUAUGAUCAAAACUGCCCACAUCGGGGUUGGUAUCAGUGGCCAGGAGGGGAUGCAGGCAGUCCUGUCCAGUGACUUCUCCUUUGCGCAGUUCCGCUACCUGCAACGCCUGCUCUUGGUCCACGGACGCUGGUCCUACAUCCGCAUGUGCAAGUUCCUCAAGUACUUCUUCUAUAAGAAUUUUGCUUUCACGUUAGUGCAUUUCUGGUAUGGAUUCUUCUCCGGCUUCUCAGCUCAGACCGUCUACGAUCAGUGGUUCAUUACGCUUUACAAUCUGGCGUAUACCUCCCUCCCAGUGCUGGGAAUGAGCCUUUUCGAUCAGGAUGUGGACGACCGUUGGAGCCUGCUGUUUCCACAGCUAUAUGUGCCUGGACAGGAAAACCUCUAUUUUAACAAAACAGUGUUUAUCAAGUGCAUGUUGCAAGGCAUCUACAGUUCCCUCAUUCUCUUCUUUAUCCCCUAUGGGGCCAUGUACAAUACGAUGAGAAGUGAUGGGAAAGCCAUUGCUGACUACCAGUCCUUCGCCCUGAUGGCCCAGACCUGCUUACUGAUUGUGGUGUCUGUACAGAUUGGCUUGGACACCUCUUACUGGACAGUUGUGAACCAGUUCUUCAUCUGGGGCAGCCUUUCUGUUUAUUUUGCUAUCACCUUCACCAUGUAUAGUGACGGCAUGUACCUGAUCCUCCCAGCCUCAUUCCCAUUUGUUGGUACUGCUCGAAACACUCUCAGCCAACCCAACGUGUGGCUAGCAAUCUUCCUCAGCAUCGCCCUCUGUGUGCUGCCCGUCGUUGGCUUCCGAUUCCUGAAGACUCUCUUAAGGCCAACUGCCAGUGAUAAAGUCCUACUCAAGAUCAAAGAAGCUAAAAAGAGGCCACCCCCACCGUCCCCCAAGAGACGCCUGCGUCGGACCAGCACGCGCCGCUCGGGCUAUGCCUUCUCCCAUCAGCAUGGCUUUGGAGCACUCAUUAUGUCUGGGAGAAACAUGCGGCCAAAAUCACCUUUUGCCACAACAGGAACGUUUUCACCCAAUAGUGAGAAAUACAAGCACAAGGGACUGUAAGAACCAAAAUCAACCAAACCAAAGCAAACCAAAGGGCUGGUGGGAAGGACUACCCAAGCAAGGACUUUGGCCUCUCCUUUCUACCAUGUGCACUCUCUGGAUUCAGCUCCUCUCCCAAAGCUGUGUGCUGUUCCUGGGGAAGGAGGAGCAGGGGAAGCAAAACUGCCAUACAGUAUCCCUAAGAGCCUCCUUGGAGCAAGGAGAACAUGCUGCAGGAGGCUCCUUCGCUCCUUAAGAUUGUAAUGCUCAUCAUUUUUUUAUCCAUAUAUACCUCAGAGCACAGUGAAGUCCAGACUGAGGAAAAGGUUGAAUUGGCAAUGUCUUUCUAAUCAUGUGCCUUUGGGUCUGUUGGGAAUCCACUCUGGGCCAUAAUACUGGGGUGACAGUAUGGACCCCAGAUGUGCCUUAGGUUCAGCCAUACAACUCGCAAACCCCCAGUCUUCGUAACAUACGUAAUUCUAUAGCCUUUUGACUAUUCUGUACACAAGCACUUUGGAAAGGAUGAUUUGGAAGUAACCUCCUUUCAAACCAAUGGUUGAUCACGUUUCUCAAAGGAAGGCCAGUGUCCCCCAACCACCCUGUUCCUCCAUGUUCAGUCAGAAGGUGCUGCAAGCUCAGAGAGGUUCCCACUUGGUCAAGGGACAAGGAGUUGACAUUCAUCAGUCUGCCAUGUCUGCAAUGCAAAUCUGCUCUUGGGGAAGAUCUUUGUCCUCACAGCCAUCUCAGGUUUUUCAGCUGGGCACCAAACAUUUCAUUUAGACUUAAAAUAGAAGGUCAAAAGAAAUUCAGGCACCCUUAUGAAUCAAGCUCUAAAAUCUAGCAUGUAGAAGCCUAUAUCACAGCUAGGCUCAUCUGAACCUCCAGCACCAGAUGGAUUUCCCUCCAAAGCAGACUGACAUUUGAAUUGAUGGACUCACACCAGAAAUAUCAGUGGGAAAGAUGCUAUUUCACUGCUGGCACAGGGCAUCCUGCCUUGUACUCCACUGGUGUGGCUGGUCAGAGUAAGGGAUGAAGCAUGAUCUGGCUGCUCAUUGCCCUCCCUGUUGAGCAGUGUGGUCAAGUUUCAGAGAACUAGGUAAGAGCUCAUGGGCCUCUGCAGUUUUCUCUGUGCUGAUAUUUUGUUUCUGAAUGGUUCAGCCACCAGUUCCAGGAAGCGGGAGGCUCCAUGAAAUCCUAUCAGUCUGCCAGCAGAGGGACCUGAUGAUCUGGUGAUGAUCUCAAGAGGCUGGAAUUGCUGGCAGCAUUUUUGCACCAGUACCAAUGGCUUACUGGGUGGAAGGCUGGUGUGGCUGUAUGAGGAUCUGUCUUGCAGUGCUGCUGAGCUGUCUAUACUGAGCAGUUUUUUUGUGUGUGCAGAGGACUAAGCAGCUCUGCCUGUUAUAUUUUCUCAGUUCUUUUUUACAGACUUAGUCUCUUGUCUAGUAUUGACUUAGAGUUUUGAACACUAACCACCUGGCAUUUAUUGGGAGCUCUCUGCCUUGACUCUGAGCUAUUGCUGUAGGCACUCGAUGGCAAGAGGCCAGCCAUGUCCCCUCUUCAUCUGGUCUGCACACAACACCAUGCUGCCCGUGGUCCCAGUUUCAGCAGUUACUGUAAGAAAUGCUUUAAGCUCUGAUAGAAGGUUUUGUAUCCCCACAUUUAUCUCAGUGCAUAUAAAAUACCACUCUGUUGCACCUGCUGCUUGGAAGGCUUCUUGCAAACUAUAGUAUUAAAUUUCAGCCUAUAGUCAGUGCAAACCAGAGCUGGGACUGGAUCCAAGCUUCAGCAACCAGAAGCUGUUUGGUAGGAAAGGAGCAAAUUCUAAUUCAGUUAUCUCCCUUGCAAGGAGAUACCUAAAUAGACCGAGAGCCUUCACCCUGACUGAAGAAACUGCUGUGACAGUUGGUGCUCAUCACUUCCCUCUGACUUACCAUUCACUUUAAGGAGGGAAUCAUGGCUUUCUGAUUAGAUUUAUCUCUCUGAUAGUCAGACUUCUUGGGGCUGGAGUUGAAAAGAGAGUGUAUGCAGGUGAGCAGACAUCUACACAACACCCAAUUUGGCCUGUGGACCUAUCAGAGUUGUUCCCAGUGUGGAAGGCAUCAGAUUAAUGCAGAGCAGCAGAGGCAGACUUUUUGCUAAGAGAGCAAGGAAACUCUGAGGCUGUGCCACUCACGUCAUGUGUUUUACAUACAAAGCACCUUCUGGCUAAAGGGGAUUUGUGGAGGCUGCAAAGGACAUGCAGGGGGUGGUGGAUCUGUUGGGGAACUGUUUCCAGCUACAAAUAUUUCAGUAGUUUGUCAGAAUCUAGAUUUGAGACAUAUCAUCUGGCAGUGAUGUGUGUCCUGCAUCACUUCUGAUUUUGUAAAAUAUUUUUUUAAAUAAAAAGAGAAUA
Molecule: messenger RNA, 6961 nt
Organism: Phasianus colchicus (ring-necked pheasant)
Lineage: Eukaryota; Metazoa; Chordata; Aves; Galliformes; Phasianidae
Product: phospholipid-transporting ATPase FetA-like
Biological process (GO): Golgi organization; phospholipid translocation
Cellular component (GO): plasma membrane; trans-Golgi network
Molecular function (GO): magnesium ion binding; ATP hydrolysis activity; ATP binding
Source: RefSeq, a predicted model, not a curated record